GGAGAUCCGUCCACGCUUUCUGUGGGGCAGAGAGCAAAGGAGACACGCUGAAGCGGAUGAAAGGGGGAGUGAGAGAAACAUUGCGGCGAGGAGGAGAGGCGUGCCAACAAUCAAAUAUUUUGGACGGGAGCACGUCUCGGAGAGCACAUGGCAACGCAUCAAUUACGCAGCGUCACAGAGCCGCUGGGAGAGAAUAGGGCCUCCCUGAGGUGUUGCCAACCAUUGCUGCUGGUUAUUCAGCCCGGAUUUAUGCAGACUGAGCGGGGAGUCUCGCGCAAGGACAAGGUCCGGACGGACACGCGGCUCGUGCGCCCGGCCACUCGCUGCAGAAUGCAGGGAUUGAGCUCCAGGGCGCACGCCUUCUCCGUGGAGGCGCUGGUUGGGAAACCCUGCAAGAGGAUGAAAGUGUCAGAGAGGCUCGGAUCAAGUUCAGAUGGAGGCGCCGAUGGUACCGUCUGCACCGGCCAACGUUCCACCAACCAGGCUCAGCAGGCGGGUUCAGCCCUCAGGAGGCCUGAGGACACUUCCAGUGAGCCGCCCGGACAGACUGACAGACCCGCGUCGGAGGACUCUGAACCGGCCUGCGAGGACAGCGACUGCCGGUCAGACGGAGAGGCCCGGGUGGAGCUGCAGGGCUCCGAACUGUGGAAGAGAUUCUACGAGAUCGGAACCGAGAUGAUCAUCACUAAAGCUGGCAGGAGAAUGUUCCCAUCCGUGCGCGUCAAAGUGCGCAAUCUGGAGCCUUGCCAGCAGUACUACAUCGCCAUGGACGUGAUGCCCGUGGACUCCAAACGCUACAGGUAUGUGUACCACAGCUCGCAGUGGAUGGUGGCUGGAAACACGGACCACUCCUGUAUUUCUCCACGGCUCUACGUGCACCCGGACUCGCCGUGCACAGGAGAGACGUGGAUGCGUCAGGUCAUCAGCUUUGACCGGGUCAAACUCACCAACAACGAGAUGGAUGAUAAGGGGCAUAUCAUUCUGCAGUCGAUGCACAAGUACAAACCACGUGUGCACGUCAUCCGGCACGACCCGCGGAUGGACCUGUCUCAGAUCCGCUCUCUGCCUGCUGAAGGGGUGCACAGCUUCUCCUUCCUGGAAACUGAGUUCACCACAGUGACAGCCUACCAGAACCAGCAGAUCACAAAACUGAAGAUCGACAGGAACCCCUUCGCCAAGGGCUUCAGAGAUCCAGGAAGGAACAGGGGGGUUCUGGAUGGCCUGCUGGAGUCCUACCCCUGGAGAGGCCCUCUCAGCUUGGACUUGAAGCCUUUCGCGCUCCAGCUCCAAGGCAGUUCGGGUUCGGGCAGCAUGAAGAGCCUUUUCCCUCUUCCCUCAUCUCCGGCCCUCCUCCCACACUUUGGUUUCUCCUGCCAGGACGCUGCCCUUCACACCCUCGCUCUUCCGCUCUACGGCAAAGCUUCUGCCACCGGCGUUUCCACACCAGGCGGCGAGGCCUUCCUCCUAAACGGAGAGAAACAGAGGAGCUUUCCCCCGCUGCCUCCUCUCUCAGACCUCCCGCUCCUCUCGACGCUCCAGGGGAGGAAACCUCGUCUUCACAGGCCUCUGGGGAGCCUUCCCCCUCUUUACAGCUCCCACUUCCUCCCUGAUCUCGCUGAAGCUUCAGGCCCCUGCUGCCUUUACCGCUACAGCCUCCCCCUGAGCUCCCAACUCAUUUCCCGGCACCCCAAACUAGCCGAGGACACCUCAGACUCUCUGCUGCGCCAGUUUCCAUGGCAGCUAACCGCCAACCACUGCCUCUGACAGCUGGACCACACUCACAGGCAGAACAAGCCAGCAAAACAUGCUCAUGCAAAGGAGAAAUGAGACUGUGGGAAGGAUUUUUUUUAUAUAUAUGUAUAUUUAAAAAGGGGGGGUUGGAUUUACCAGCACAAAAAAAACUGAGCUAAAAAGAAAAUCAUUUUAAAGCAGUUUUGAUUUGGACUAAAUGAUUUUUUUAAAGUCAGCAGUAAAACCAAAGGUAUGUAGCAUGGUAAACUGUUAAAACAAACCUCACAAGUGCCUAUUAAAGUAUUUUCACGUUCUUGGUA
This is a messenger RNA of Oryzias latipes (Japanese medaka), 2051 nucleotides long. RefSeq names its product T-box transcription factor 22 (gene tbx22). NCBI's taxonomy places the organism in Eukaryota, Metazoa, Chordata, Actinopteri, Beloniformes, Adrianichthyidae. The record is from RefSeq and is a predicted model, not a curated record. Gene Ontology annotation, cellular component: chromatin; nucleus. Gene Ontology annotation, biological process: regulation of transcription by RNA polymerase II; positive regulation of DNA-templated transcription; cell fate specification. Gene Ontology annotation, molecular function: DNA-binding transcription factor activity, RNA polymerase II-specific; RNA polymerase II cis-regulatory region sequence-specific DNA binding.